Messenger RNA from Pundamilia nyererei, 1597 nucleotides. RefSeq names its product methyltransferase 9, His-X-His N1-histidine (gene mettl9). NCBI's taxonomy places the organism in Eukaryota, Metazoa, Chordata, Actinopteri, Cichliformes, Cichlidae. Bases 200 to 1102 code for a protein of 300 amino acids. Gene Ontology annotation, molecular function: protein-L-histidine N-pros-methyltransferase activity. The transcript is spliced from 6 exons. The record is from RefSeq and is a predicted model, not a curated record.
GACAAAGCAUUGACUUUUUGUUGUCAUAUUGGGCAGAGACCCUACAGAUGGCACUGAGUUAAAUGUAAUAAGCUGACAGUGGGAUUAAGUACAUGGUAACAGGCCUUGUUGAAUCCUCCGCUUGCCCCCGCAGCUGAGGAAGUUGCUCUUUGUAGGGUGGGUCGUAGGUUACGUCGCCUUUCUGCUCUCAAUCAAGAGGAUGUGGACCGGGAAGUACAUCCGAAAUCCGGUUGUCCGCUCUCUCCUGGUGAACAUGCUGAGCGACCUGGAUACGAUAGACGUUACAAAGUGGUACAGGUGCAACCCUGACCAACUGGAAGAAUCACUGCAGCCACUGUUUAUCCAAAACCAGCUGGAUGCGGACACCAGGGCUUUUGUGGAACAGAGUGAAGAGAAGUCUACGUAUCUCUUCACCCAAAUCUAUUAUUCUCUCGUCUCAACUGUCCUCAGCCCGCUGGUAUCGCGUACCUCCAUUAAUGGGUUUCUGGGUCGCGGCUCUAUGUUCGUGUUUUCCAAGAACCAGUUCCAGCAGCUGAUGCGGAUCGAGCCAGACUGGGUGACUGACAGACUAUUGGACCUCGGCGCGGGGGAUGGUGGUGUUACAAAGGUGAUGGCACCACAUUUCACGGAGGUCUAUGUAACUGAAGUGUCAUUGACCAUGAAAAGGCGUCUCCGCAAGAAGAAAUUCAAACUGCUGGAUAUAGAUGCGUGGCAGGAGACAGGCUUUAAGUAUGACGUGAUCAGCUGUUUGAACCUUCUCGACCGCUGCGACGAUCCCCUGCAUCUCCUGAAGGACAUCCGACAAUCACUGGUUCCAGGGACGGGAAGACUCAUCGUGGCUGCUGUGAUUCCUUUCCAACCUUGGCUAGAAAUCGGAGGGAGAUGGGAGCGUCCCAGGGAAUACAUAAAAAUUCAAGGCAAGACUUGGGAGGAGCAAGUAAACAGUCUUACAAAUGAGGUUUUCCGAAAGGUGGGGUUUGAGGUGGAGUCCUUCACCCGAUUGCCAUACCUCUGCGAAGGGGACAUAGCAAGAGAUUACUACCUUCUUGAUGAUGCAGUUUUUGUUCUAAAGUCCUCAGAUGAUCAAGUGGCUGCUCCAUGAGUACUACAAGCACAGAGUAUGUAGUUAUAUUUUCAUGAGCAUUCUUGAAUCGCAGUGUUUGACUUUUUUAGAAGUGGCGAGUCGGGUGUGAAGCUCAGGUAACAUAGUUUCAAUGUUCACCAGCCAUCUUGUUUAGUGAGACCUCUACCCAAAAUCCUGGAAGGCAUUUGGCCUAUAAGAAAAUGCCACUAAUGGACUCUGAUGUCAUAACUCUUACACAACCAAGAAAACAUGAGAUUUUUUUUUUUUUGUCGUUACCUGUGCUCACUGGCAGUAUCAUUCUGUAUUGAUGCAGAGGACCCUCUUGAGAUGGUGUUUAACUGGACCCUUAUUUUUCCCAACAAAUUUUCUACCCAAUAUCAGACAGUGAAGAUGGCGCAAGUGAAAGAAAGGCAUUUAAACACCCAUUUUGUAGCCAGUUCAUUAGAAUUUUACAAUAACUUGAAGCAGAACUUUUAAAGUGAGCCCAUGGAAUUCCAGCUUCAAUGACCACAA